This is a messenger RNA of Octodon degus (degu), 3659 nucleotides long. It is a transcript of the gene Sgms1, whose product is annotated as sphingomyelin synthase 1. Bases 890 to 2131 code for a protein of 413 amino acids. The record is from RefSeq and is a predicted model, not a curated record. Gene Ontology annotation, biological process: sphingomyelin biosynthetic process; ceramide biosynthetic process. Gene Ontology annotation, molecular function: ceramide cholinephosphotransferase activity; sphingomyelin synthase activity. NCBI's taxonomy places the organism in Eukaryota, Metazoa, Chordata, Mammalia, Rodentia, Octodontidae. Gene Ontology annotation, cellular component: endoplasmic reticulum membrane; Golgi membrane. The transcript is spliced from 11 exons.
CAGCCUGGAAGGCUGCCGGUAUUCUUUUGGGGCGAGCGACGGUGGCGGGGCCGAAGAGCGGGUGGCAGGGGCCUUGGGGCUGCGCCCGCCCUGCGUCUGGGGCUGCGCCGGGGCCGACCCUCAGGUCUGGCCCUACCCCCACAACCCCGGCGGCGACGUGACAGUUGGGACCCCCGGCCACGUCGCGGCCGGCCAGGCUUCGGGGAUUCCCCCACCACCGACCCUAGGUGCCCCUCGACGACGGAGCAGACAGAGCUUCAGUACCUGGGGAAGUUGUGAACUUUCUGAAUUUCAAGAACCAUAAAGUUGGAGCACAGUAUAUGGUGUAUAAAAGAUUGCAGAUUGGAAAGAAAACUGAUGAAGAAAAACAACAUGUUUCAGGUACACCAUUGAGUUCUUAGGAAUGCACAGAAGUGUCUGGUUAAGAAACGUAUGACAUACACGAUAAGAGCCUGCGUCAGGGAGCGUACUGAGAAUUACUUUCAAGGAGCCUCUCCAUAGAUGCAAACAAUAACUGUCGGAGGUGAUGGGAAUGUACUGGAACAAUGGGAGAAGCUGGUAUCUUAUAGAAAGCCAAGAUGACAAGAAUUGUUUUGCAUAAUCUGAGUGGCACACCAUCAAGACAUGGAAUAUAUAUCUGGAGUUGCCACUCAUUUUAUGAAGGAAGAAUCUGGUUCAAAAAUGAGGUAAAUUAAUGCUUGGACACGCAGAAUUGUGGACAGCUACGUGAUGUUUUAAAAAUCUGCCCUGACCAUCUUGCCAAAGGAGCCCCCACUCAUAAGGCCCAACAGGAUGAACCAAUCCAGGAGGGACAGUGUCCUGCCCUGUAGGACCAGGGACUGCUGACCUCCCAGAGCAAGUGGUGACUGCAGUGUUGUCUGCCAAUACAAUGAAGGAAGUGGUUUAUUGGUCACCCAAGAAGGUGGCAGACUGGCUCCUGGAGAAUGCUAUGCCAGAAUACUGUGAACCUAUGGAACAUUUCACAGGCCAAGACUUGAUCAGCCUAACUCAAGAGGAUUUUACAAAACCCCCUUUGUGCCGAGUCUCCUCAGACAAUGGGCAGCGGCUCUUGGACAUGAUAGAGACCCUGAAAAUGGAGCACCACAUGGAAGCACACAAGAAUGGCCACGCUAAUGGGCACCUCAGCAUUGGUGUAGACAUCUCCAACCCUGAUGGCAGCUUCAGCAUCAAGACAAAACCCAAUGGUAUGCCAAAUGGGUAUAGGAAAGAGAUGAUACAGAUUCCCAUGCCGGAGCUAGAACGCUCCCAGUACCCCAUGGAGUGGGGCAAGACUUUUCUGGCCUUUCUUUAUGCACUUUCCUGUUUUGUCCUCACCACAGUGAUGAUCUCGGUCGUCCAUGAACGAGUACCUCCUAAGGAGGUGCAGCCUCCACUACCGGACACAUUUUUUGACCAUUUUAACCGGGUGCAGUGGGCUUUUUCUAUUUGUGAAAUUAACGGCAUGAUCCUUGUAGGACUCUGGUUACUUCAGUGGCUGCUCUUAAAAUACAAGUCUAUUAUUAGCAGAAGAUUUUUCUGCAUAGUUGGCACGCUGUACCUGUAUCGGUGUAUUACAAUGUAUGUUACUACACUCCCAGUACCUGGUAUGCAUUUCAACUGUUCUCCGAAGCUUUUUGGUGACUGGGAAGCCCAAGUCCGGAGAAUAAUGAAGCUGAUUGCUGGAGGUGGCUUGUCUAUCACCGGCUCUCACAACAUGUGUGGGGACUAUCUGUACAGCGGGCACACGGUCAUGCUAACACUUACCUACCUAUUUAUCAAAGAGUAUUCCCCUCGACGACUCUGGUGGUACCACUGGAUUUGCUGGCUUCUCAGCGUCAUUGGAAUCUUCUGUAUUCUCUUAGCACAUGACCACUACACUGUGGACGUGGUGGUGGCAUAUUACAUCACCACAAGACUCUUCUGGUGGUAUCACACUAUGGCCAAUCAGCAAGUGCUAAAGGAAGCUUCCCAGAUGAACCUCCUGGCCAGGGUGUGGUGGUACAGGCCGUUCCAGUACUUUGAAAAGAACGUCCAAGGAAUCGUACCUCGAUCUUAUCACUGGCCCUUUCCCUGGCCCACAGUCCACCUCGGUAAGCAAGUUAAAUACAGCCGCUUGGUGAACGACACAUAACAGCUGUACAAAGUGGGAGACUGAGGAACUGUCCGAAGUGCUAAGAACUCCACGAGAGAAGAUGCCAUAAAAUAAACACCUCCCUGAUUCUAUUAUCUUUCAACAGUUACCUUGACUUAACCUAUUGAGUUACCUGGUCAGCACUGUGAUCUUUUUUUUCUCUCCAAAGGACUUGCGUUGGACAACAAUAAAGAAAAUUUAACCUACAUUUUCUGUUCCUAAGUUUGGGAUUUACAUUACCCACAGCUACCAUGUUCCUUUGUAUAUGAAGCAACAGUAUAAAGCUUUUAUAUAAGUUCUGGUCUUUCCAGUCACAUCUGGAAAUAAAGCGUAUUAUUUUCUUGGGAAAACAUACUUUUCAUAUCUCUUGCCCCAAAGAUUGGGCUGUAAGCCAUUUUCUAGCAAAUGUCUCUAUGAAUGUUUCUAAGUACCUGAAUGAGGUUCGAUUCUGAAAUCUUCCUGCCUGUUGCACCAAUGUUCAAAUAAAAAUGACAGACACAGAGAGGUUUGGUAACUUUGGAUUUUGUAAAAUCAACAGAGACAGUGUGUCAAAAAGAAAAAAAAAAACUUCUGUUACAAAGUGAUUUUCUAAGUAUUUCCUAACUUUAUUUUUCAAAAUGAUGUUAUGAAAACCAAAUUUAAAGAUUUUUACAUGUCAGAGAGAAGAGAGUUAAAAUGUAAAAUGCUUCUUGGGAGAGAAAUGUGUCUAUGUUUCUAGUGCCUUUCUUGUCUUGAUUGUAUGGUCCGUAGGCAAUCGUAAAUGUUUUAUUUAAAAUAAAGUAUUCCACAAAAAUAUACAUGUAUGUAUACACUAAUAAAUUUUGCAUUUAUAGCUAAAUUAAAUCAGAAGGCUGCUUAUGGUUUUAAAAUUGCUUUGAAUUAAAGGGUGAACUAAUUAGAGAGUCCGAGCUUGUUCACGCACCGUGAGCAGGCAGAAAUGACGUGCACCACUUCAGUUACUUUAUCAUCUGUUUGGUAAUUUGAUUUUAACUGCUCUAUGAAAACAGCCAUGAAUAUCUUUUUUUAAAAGAGAGUUUUGAAAAUGAUCACUUUACCUAAAACUUGAAAGCUACAAAUUAGUUAUCCAUACUCUCAUGACAAUUUUGUUGGUCAACAACAAAAGAGAUCUAUUGCUUUAAAAUAUAUUUAUGCAGAAACUGCAUGUAACUCUAAGUUUUACUCCUAACAUAUGUAUGUUUGGGGAAGUAUUCUAUUCUAUACUUGCCAAUGUGGAGAACAAAAUAGUUUUUUAAGAAUGAAGAAGUAUAUAUAUCCAUUCUGUAUUUUAUGUGCAGCAGAAUUAUCUACUGUAGGGUUUUUUGUGUAUUCACAAAGUGAUAUUUGUAUUGUAAAACAAUAAUGGUGAAGGAAAUAAAACAGCUUUUAAAAUUUUGUUUGUUUUAAAUCUUUGUAAAGUUAUUAUUCCAGAGAGUAUACUGAUACCUUACAGCUUACCUAGAUCCUAAAUUAAUCAAUAUGCACUUUUUAAUAAAAACCAGUACUUCAAAUAAAUGGCUGUUGUUGCUAA